ACGCAGGGUGUCCAUUUGUAUACAUCCAUGCAUGAUUUAAGAGAAGCUUUUUCACCGUUGCAGCCUCUCAGAGAAGGAACAUAUCAUUUCUGCUCUGUCUUUUGGAUCAUGGUAAUGCAAGGAGUAGCUAAAGCACUACUUGUGCAUGGAAACCGACUCAAACACGCAGUUCUGCAGCACCUAAAUUUCACAGACGGUCUUGGCUUGCCCAGUUUACUAACUCGAUCUGACUCUGCUAGUUCGACUCCCAGAAUACCACAUAAAGGAUUAGAGAACAUCACAGUUUCUGAGCUUCUUAAAAGUAAGGGAGAAGAUGAAAGCCAAGUGGUAUACUUUUGUCGAACAAGCGAUGGAGUCUAUGAUGCAGUACAGAAUAUGGUAGAACACAACGUUGGUGCUUUGGUAGUGUUGAAACCUGGAGAUGACAAACUUGUCGCUGGUAUUGUCACUGAGAGAGAUUAUCUCAGGAAAAUUAUUAUGCAAGGAAAAUCUGCUACAUCGACAAGGGUUGGAGAUAUAAUGACCGAUGAGAACAAACUCAUUACUGUGAACUCAGAUACAAAUAUUGUUAAAGCAAUGCAGUUAAUGACAGACAAUCACAUUCGGCAUGUCCCAGUAAUCGACAAGAGGCUAGUUGGCAUGAUCUCAAUAGUGGAUGUUGUUCGAAUCAUAAUAGAACAGCAACAUCAGGAAGUGAAGAGUUUGAAUGAGUAUAUUAGGGGGAAUUACUAAUUAAUACUUGAACAUCCGUCCAUUGUACGUAGCAAACUGCAAAAGCUGUAUUUUAAAGA
Zingiber officinale is the source of this 791-nucleotide messenger RNA. Its product is annotated as CBS domain-containing protein CBSX3, mitochondrial-like. The transcript has 6 exons. Lineage: Eukaryota; Viridiplantae; Streptophyta; Magnoliopsida; Zingiberales; Zingiberaceae. The coding region runs from base 28 to 732 and encodes 234 amino acids. The record is from RefSeq and is a predicted model, not a curated record.